Messenger RNA from Tetrahymena thermophila SB210, 1056 nucleotides. RefSeq lists its product as hypothetical. The record is from RefSeq and is a predicted model, not a curated record. Lineage: Eukaryota; Ciliophora; Oligohymenophorea; Hymenostomatida; Tetrahymenidae. The transcript has 3 exons.
AUGUUAAAAAGCUUACUGAAAUUAGGAACAAACUCUGAAAGUGGAAAAAAGAAAGAUGCUAUAGAAAAUUAAGCACCUCAGCUUCCACCAAAUUUUUCAGAUGAAGUAUUUAAUUUAGAACUCGAGGCAGAGCAUCCUAACGUUGAUAUACAAGUCAUUAAUCGCUUAGUCGAACUAUAUGCAAUUGCAAUCGAAUACUACGAGAGUAUUAAAAGUGACAAAUACUUGAUUUUUAAAAAUAAAACUAGAUCUCUUUUGCUUAAAUAGAAUGUAAACAUGGCAAUAGACAAGGCAUAAGAAGAAUUAAAAUCUGAGCCUAAUGAGGAACUUCCAUUUGACUUAAAGAAAGAUAAGCUAGAAUUUAGCUGCGAUGAAAAUAUAAGCAAAUAACGCCAAAAAGAAUUAGAACUUAAUAUGAAGUACAUAUAAUAAUAGGAUACCAAAGAGUCAGUAAAGACCCUAAUUAAUUCUCACAGCCAAGACAUCCGCCAUAACAAAAAAAUUAUAUAAAGAGACACAGAUACUCAACUUAGUCUUAUCUAAAAGAGGUUACAAAUGAGAAAAAUAAAAAAGCAUGGACCAGAGAGUGUCGAUACAGAAGAAAAUGAAAAGGCAAAAUCAGAUAAUGGAGGAAGAAUACGUGGAUCCUUUGAAUUGUCUAGUAAAAAUGAACUUGAUAUGGAUAUAAUUGAUAUUACUACACCUGCAAAAACAGAACCUAGUGUGAGUGAAUCUAAUCUUAAAGAGACUUAAUUUUAGUAAAAGUAGGAAUUUAUGUAAGAAUUUGAAAUACCAAAUCAUUAUGAAUAAAUGGUUUUAUCGUAAUUGGAUCAAACCAGAAAUACUUCUAACUACCAAGAUUCAAAUUAGAUUAAUUUUGAGUAAAGCUAUUUAUAAAAUAAUGACUCAUCUGCUUUGAAUAAAACUGAUUAAGUACAUGAUUUGUUCAGGGAACAGCACUCAUCUGAAUAAAAGAAAGCUAAAAAGAAGAAAGUGCGUGUCAGUCAAAAAUCAGUGAUGGAAUUUUAGCUUUAAAAUUCAAUUAUCCCCUUUUGA